Rubroshorea leprosula is the source of this 982-nucleotide messenger RNA. The record is from the annotation of a GenBank genome assembly. NCBI's taxonomy places the organism in Eukaryota, Viridiplantae, Streptophyta, Magnoliopsida, Malvales, Dipterocarpaceae.
AUCAUUGUCUGUUAAAAAGGAAGCUGAUAUGAUUUUGGGUGGAGAUGAGGGUGAUGAGUGUACCUAUGUUAAGGGUUACACGAAGAGACAGGCAAUCUUUUCAUGCCUAACAUGCACCCCCAAUGGGAAUGCUGAAAUUUCCACUGCUUGCUGCUUAUCUUGCGACAAUGGCCAUGAGAUACCAAGGGAUGAGGAAGGAGAGCCUCUAUAUGAGGAUUUCAUAUGCAAGGCAUGCUCAAUGGCUUGUUAUUUUCUGUUGCUAUAUCCUUCAACAAUAUGGGCAGUGGGUGGCCAAACUGAUGCUUCUGUCUCUACUAGUAAGGAUAAAGCUGUGUUAGAAGACAUCACUCAUGGUGGUGGAUCCACAAAGCCUGACAGUGAUACUGGUCCUCAUCCACCUCCCAAUAGGGACGAUUUAGCAGCUGAUGGUAUUGCGAAAAGUAUCAUUGGAGAAAGUUCUCAGAAGGAUAACAGCUCAAGUCAGUGCACAAGUCAUGCAAAUUCAUCUGUUAUUUGUGUUCUUGAAGUGGAUGCAGUUGUUGUAGUUCCUAGUUCGGAUGCCGAACCCAUUUUUAUUUCCAAGAAGUGGAGAGAUGCACUCUGCAGAUGCCAGAAAUGCUUGUAUAUGUACAGGCAGAAGAAUAUCAGUACUUGCUUGACAAGAGGGCUCUAUUGCAGAGUACGAGAGAAGGGCAAACCAUAAAAGGGAAGAGAAUCAGCAGCAACGGGAUGGUGCUGCGCUGGAUUUCUUUAACAAUCUUGGUCAUGUAGAAAAAAUGGAAAUCCUGAAUGGCAUUGCAGACUUUCAAGAUGAGCUCCUUUUCUACCUGGUAUAUCAUUGGUUAUGCAUUUUUUGAUGGCUUACUCUGUAACUGAUUGUAUUUCCAGGCUAGUUCAGGGGGUGGACAUAGAAGUUAGUUUGUCUUGCAUAAUUGAUUAAUCUUUAUUUACGGUUCAUAAGGAUUAAAUUUAGUUGUUUAUU